AGGUUGUGUAAAAAAACGCCUGCACCCACGCGAGCAAGAGGACUAGGGUUUCUCUCCCUGUCGAUUCACACCCGCACUCGCGUCGCUCUCCUCACUCCUCUCCUCUCUCCUGCGGACGGAUCUCGCCGCCCCGUCGCCUCGCAAGCACGUCGCCGGCGCGCAUCCUCACCGCGCAGAGAGAUGGGCUUGUGGAUGCUGCUGGAGGGUUUUUUGCUUCUUGCAAAUUCUUUGGCGAUCCUGAAUGAAGACCGCUUUCUUGGUCCCAGGGGAUGGAGCAUGUCUGAAGUUUCAGGAAAUGGGCAAACAAAGUCGUUGAAGGGGCAGAUCGUGGGGCUCAUCUACGCCACUCAGUUUUUGCGGAUGCCCUUGAUAGCGCUUAAUGUUCUUAUCAUUGUUGUGAAAAUGGUGUCAGGCUGAGGCUCUUUGUCGUGUCUCUGCUGUUGGGUUGAACUGAUUUCAGUUCCAGCAUUAUGUGAAAGCUAAUCGUGUUCAAAAGUUGCUGCAAGGAUGUUCACGCUGACUUGAAUGCCUGUUGGCUUUGUUGCUGUAAAUCCCUCCUUGCUCUGAGGGUAAUCUUUCCUCCUGUAUGACUUGUGAAUCAUGCAUGCAUCUGUUGCUAUUGGUGUGGGGGUAUGCACUUACGCUACCUUGAUCACCAUGUAAAUGUUCAGUCUAAUUUAAACAUCGGUACUGCUUACGGUUAAUGACAUUAUCUGGUGGCAGAACCAACGUUUUCUGUA
Molecule: messenger RNA, 740 nt
Organism: Aegilops tauschii subsp. strangulata
Lineage: Eukaryota; Viridiplantae; Streptophyta; Magnoliopsida; Poales; Poaceae
Product: protein transport protein yos1
Biological process (GO): endoplasmic reticulum to Golgi vesicle-mediated transport
Cellular component (GO): COPII-coated ER to Golgi transport vesicle; endoplasmic reticulum membrane; Golgi membrane
Source: RefSeq, a predicted model, not a curated record